UUCUUCCCGCCGGCCGCGCCCGCUGCUCCGUCCUCCCGCACCGACCCGCUAUUCAUCUUCUGUCCCCUCAUCGCCACAUUCCUGUUCCCUGUUAGCAGCCCCGGACCCCUUCUUCGUUUUCCCUUUGCCUUCUCCCCUAAACCUUCCCAUCUCCUUCCUUUCGUCCCCUAUUCCCCUUCUUCAGCCCCUAAACUUCUCACCUCUCCCCGUCCCCUCUCCUUAUCCCCCGUCCCCACCCCUCUCCCUCUUCAUCCACGUCCCCAUCUCUUCAUCCCUGUCAUAACCCCCUUACCCGUCAGCUCCUGAGCCUCUUCUUCAUCCCCAUCCCCUUCUCAUCCCCCACUCCCAGCCCUCUCCCUUCACCCCCUCUCCCCGCAGCCGCCUCUCUAUCCCUACCUCCUUUUCCCCUCACCCGCAGCCUCCCUCUUCAACACCUCUCUUUUUCUCCCCAUCCUCAGUCUUCUCCUCUCAUUCCUUAAUUCCAUCAUUCUCCCCCCUUUUCGCUCUCCUCUCAACGCUUUGUCCCUUUUUCCUUUCCUUUCCCCUCAAUCUCUAACCCUCCCUUCUCAUCCCUAUCCCUGUUUCUUUCUCUUUACCUUUAUUUUUCUUUCUCCCUUAUUCCCCUUCACAUUCCCUAACCCCUCCCCUAAUUCAUCCACUCCAUCCUUCUCUCCUCAUUCUUCUUUCAUUCUAUAACCCCCCUCUUCAUUCCCCAUCCCUUUUCCCCAUCUCCCUAAUCUAUGCCUCUUUCUUUAUUCCCUUCCUCACCCUCUUUGCUCUUCCCUCAACUAAUUCCCCUUCCUUAUCUUUCAAGCCCCAUCCCUCUCUUGAUUCCCUAAUCCUUUUUCCUCAUCCUCUAUCCUCUUCCCUCUCCCUUCAUUUUUUAAUUCCCUUCUUCUUAUCCCUACCUUUCCCCCUCCAUUCCCUAAUCCCUCUUCUUAUCCCCCCAUUCUCUAAAUCUCUUUCCUCAUCUCCCCAUCCCUCUCCCCUUAUUCCUUUAUCCCCUUUCUCCUCAACAUCUGUACUUAUCCUUAACCAUUCCUCAAUCCCCCCCAUCAUUACCUCAUCCCUCUCCCCUCAUUCUUUUAUUCCCUUUCCCUUCAUUCCCCCUCAUAUUCCCAGCUUCUCAUCUCCCUUUAUUAAUUUCCUUUAUCCCUUUCCCUCCCCUCCUACUCUUUUACUCUUUCUCCCCCCAAUCCCUCCAGCCCCAGCUCCUGCCUGGAAGAGAAAAACUGAUUUUCUGUGCCAGGCAAUGCUUGAACAAAGCCCAGACCUAGAGCAUUUGCACCAGCAACCACAGCAGAGAUAGGAGACAGCAGCCGCUGCUGCUGCUUCGUGCCCCAUGCUUGUGCUUUCCCUCCCUUCUCUAGGUUAGCAUCAGGCAGCUGUAUGGCAGGAAGAUGGCAGAGGACAACCAAAGGGUGGAUUAUUUGGCUGGGUUUUGCUGCCCAGUUGGGGGUCUGGCUGCAGGCAAACCCCGGGUGCUGUGCCAUGAGUCAGAAAUCUACCUCUCCAAUGGGAGUGAAUUCGUCUAUAUCUACAACCAAGAGGGAAAGCUGCUAAAUGCUGUAUAUAGGUUUCCUGAUCAAGUCUGGCAUCUGGAGCUCCUUGCCUUACGUAGGGAGCUAUAUGUCCUGUGUGCUCGAAAUGGCAUUUACUGUUUGUCAUUGGACCCUCAAAGCAGGUUGGUGAACCAGACUGAUGGCGAGGAUAAAGAAGGCGAUUUCCCUUCAAGUGUAUUUCCUGUGGAUUCAGACUCCUGUGUGUUCCCUGAUGCUACUCUGUGUGCUUUCACGGUGCUGAAUGACAUCAUCAUCACUCUGGCUCAGGGCCCAUCCAAGUGGAGGAUGAGACUGUUUGAGCAGCCCCAAGGCUCAGAUAGGGACCCCAGGCCAGGGAGCCAGUUCAGUGAGGUGGAGUUCUCUACCUGCAUUUUGCCAUCAGGGAGCAAUGGGAAACCCCUGGCCUCUCGCUUUCUCCCCGUCCUGUGCUGUGCAUCCCCUCCAGGCAGCAGUGUUUUUCACACACCUUGGUGUAGUUCUGGAGGUUUUGUGCUAGAGGAGACCCUCUUUGGUUUGCUGUUUGGAGCAGAUGCUGCACUUCUGGAGUCUCCCAUGAUCCUCUGUGGUUUUCCAGAUGGUCAGCUGUGCUGUGUGCCUUUGAAGGCUCUGUUAUCUCCUGAGAUGGCUCUUGCUGGUCCAGAAACCCCUGUCAAGAUACUUCACCACUUGGAAGAGCCUGUGGUCUUCAUUGGAGCUCUGAGAACAGACCCAAGGAUCCUAGAAGACAUGGAUGAGAAACCAUUAAAUGAAGACACAAGCUGUGAUUGUAUGGUAGCUGUUGGUCACUAUGGCAAAAUGAUGGCCAUUAAGUCUAGUCGGGAAGAAGGAGGAAACUUGGUGCCAGAACUCAGAGAAUACUAUAUUAGGGGACCUAUCCUCUGUGCUGCCUGUGGUGUGGGAAGCCGCAUGUAUUACAGCACCCAUUCUGAUCUUUCUGUGGUUGACCUGGCUUGUAACAGCAACUCUUCAGACCCUGAGAAGAUAGAUAAUACCCAGGGAGUGCUACCUCCAGUUCUGUCUCCAGCCAGUUUAAGUAUCUGUAGCGUUGUGACUCUUUCUGUAUCUUCUAGGGCACCUAAAGGUGAAGCAGAGCUAUUGGCUCUAUCUGCCAAGGGCCGACUGAUGACCUGCAGCCUGGAUCUGAGUUCUGAGGAUUCUCGACCAGUAAGGAUGACCACAGGAAAAGUGGGUCAAAAAAUUAAGGAAUUACUCUCUGGAAUUGGCAACGUCUCAGAGAGAGUGUCUUUCCUAAAGAAGGCAGUUGAUCAGCGGAACCGUGCCCUGACGUGCCUCAAUGAAGCCAUGAAUGUGAGCUGUGCCCUUCUGUCUAAUCGAGAAGGACCAAAGCCCAUUAGUUGUACCACCACCACUGCCUGGAGUCGCUUUCAACUCCGGGAUGUACUGACAGCCACUUGUUUGCUUGAGAAUAGUAGUGACUACAGUCUAGACCAAGGGUGGACUUUUUGCAUUCAAGUGUUUACUAGUUCCUGUGCCUUAGAAGUGGACUCUGUUGGCUCUGCCAUCACUUACACCAUUCCAGUUGAUCAGCUCACUCCUGGCAGUAAAAGGGAAGUGACAUUACCACUUGGCUCCAAUGAAAAUGGCAAAUUAGAUCUACCUGUGACCAUAUCCUGUGCACUAUUUUAUAGCCUGAAAGAGAUUCUAGGCAGUGCUUUAACCUCUUCAGAUUCUCUGGAUGCCCCUUUUUUUGAUGAUUGCCCCCCUGACAUCCUACCUGACCGAGAUGGUAUCUUCUUGCCCCUGGGUGAAUACACUGUGGACAUGCUGCAGUGCCUUCGUUUUCCUAGCCUUGCUGUGGCUGAAGUGCAAGUUCCAGGCCUUCCCAGCCCUACCAGUGACCCUGUGAAAACCUUUUUAGAAGCCUCCAGAGGGCAAGUAGACCCUGAACAUAUGAAGAACAUUGAGCCAAUGGGACCAGACUUCCUUAGAGCCAAGUACCUUCCACCAUCUGUGGCCUCAGUCAAGGUGUCAUCUGAGUUGCUUAAAAAUGCCCUGAAGGAAUAUUGUUCAGAAGUCCCCCUGUGUUGUGCUACUCUCCAAUGGCUAUUGGCUGAGAAUUCCAUAGUGGACAUAGUGAAGACACAGGUGCUGACAGAAGUCCAGGGGGUGGCCCCAGAUGGAAACGACAUCCACCUCCUCGUUCGAGAGGUGGCUGUGACUGAGCUGUGCCCUGCAGGGCCCAUCCAGGCUGUAGAAAUCCAGAUGGAGAGCCCCUCUCUGGCUAACAUGUGCAGGGUGCAUCAUGCAGUGAUCAGACGCAUCCAGGUAAUGAUCAUGGAACAGGCUGCUCAGGGCUCUAACCCACCUGAUCUCCGUGUGCAGUAUCUUCGUCAGAUCCAUGCCAAUCAUGAGAUGCUACUCAAGGAGGUGCAGUUGUUGAGAGAUCGUCUGUGUGUUGAGGAUGAUGCCAGCGCCAGUGCUGCCGCAGAGAAACUCCUCCAAGUCUACAAGCAGCUGCGCAACCCAAGCCUCAUCCUGCUGUGAUCCCUGGCACUGGUUCUUUUAAGCAGCUCUGACAUCUCACCUCUUGACUGCUAGAAAAUCUUCCAUAUGAUCCCAAAGAGUGGGAUUGAAGAUAUCCUCUCCGUUGAGAAGCCAAGCAGUGUGCAGUAAUAGAGGCUGUGGAAAUCUUCUGACAACCCCUCUGGGUGGGGACGUCUAAGCCUGAUGAGGGCCCUUUCAUGCCAGAGAAAGGUUUUGAGGGGUGGAUCUGUUUUUAACUUUUUUGAUAUUAUACAACACCAGAGAAUCAGCUACCCUGUCCUGAAAAGGAACAUCUAGCCCUGCUUAGAGCAGGAUUCAUCCCCAUUCCCACUCACACUUCCCAUUCCCUGCCCAUUUGCUUUCCCUUUGGGUAACUGAGGCUGAAGAGUGGUGAGUGUUUCUGUCAUUCUUAGGAUAACUGCCCCAUGCAUGAAUGGUUCUUGAGCCUUGUACCCAUGGCAUGAUGAGAAUAGGUGACGUAUCUUUUGUGUGUUGCCUGUGAGUGCUAGUUUAGCUUCUGAUGUUCAUAGCUCAGCAGUGGCUUUGUGUUUCACAGUGGAAAGAACCUGUCAUUUCAACCCACGUUCAUAGUUCUCUGUAACAGUGGCCAGAAUACUAAAUAACUCCAUAUUUAGUGAUGUAGAAACUUAGGUCUCUAGCACUGAGUCAUUUUUCUGGGGAUUCUCUAGGGGUAGUGCUCUGGACAAAUGAGUGACUGCCUAUCUCUCUUGCCUCUCCUGUUCUUUCUCACUAUACCCUCAGGCAGAGAUACCUGCCUGCUGUUUUCCCUAGCCCUACACACUUCCAGGGUCCCAGGUGUGGGAUAGGUUUUUGUAUGUUAUUUAAUUAAUUAUAUAAAAUAGAAAGGAAAAAUGGGAGGGGAAAAAAACUUUACCUGCAUUUUUUGCAUUUUUCUCUAGUGGUGGUUUCAGUUGGAUUCAUUUCCUUCCUGUUUAAAGUGCCAGCUCUAACAAGAAAAUUGCUGUGGCUGUUAACCCACGAUCUGUCAUGAGAAUAAUUCUUUUCCACUGAGUUUCUUCAGGUCUUCCUUGCCUUUUUUACCCUGCUCUUCCCUUUCUCCCAUACUCCCACUGCAAUAUUUGAUAUUUGGCAGCUCAACUUGAAUUUCCACUUUCCAUCCUCCUUCCUUUUCUCUUAGGCUUCCCCUUGAGUUCUAUGUACCUCACAAUUAAAGUAGUGGCUGCCUGAAAAGUUACUACUCUGCAUGAAUAAUUGAGCCCCUUUGCUCUGCUCUCCGUGGCCCAAGGGGCCAUUAGGGAAGUCUCUAGCACUUAAAGGAUGAAACCUAGGCAGAGGAAGCAAUCACUCCAGUGCCCUCAUUGUAUUGUGCAUUUCAUGUCCAUAAACAUAAAUCUUGAUGUUGAACUACUUGUCUCCCAAAGUAUCUGGUCCCUGGGGUCCAAGCAGGUUAAUGUAACAUCCUUCCCUGUACCCUACAACUCUGAAAGUGUUGGGGGAACAGAAAGGUUGUAGAGUAGUCUAUACUCCUAGAUCAGAAAGGCCUGGUACCACAACACAGACUGGGGUGAGAAGUUUCUCUUAUCUUGGCUUGUACAAGAGAGAGGGCGCUCUUUCUCAUCAACCUCCCAGAUCAGGCUCUCCUUCAGAAGCUUUUUGUGCCCCAAAAAUGUUUUUGGGGGGUCUGUGAGUAGAUGCCCUUACUGUUCCCAGUUAUCUAUCUGGUGGUUUAGCAUUACAGGGGAGGGGGAGAAAAGAGUUGGGCCAAUUGGAAAGAGACUGGAGUCAUCAUUCUGACACAGAUGAAAUUACAGAAUAGCCUGGGCCUUCUGAUAACUCCCUUAUCCCCAUGUUUGCUUUGGAGACUGCAGCUGGCAAAGUAGGAUUUCCCACCAGCAGAAAGAGCCCUUCCCAUUUAUGUAUACUCACCAUGCCAGCUCUGGCUAUUAUGCCAUAUUUGUAUUUGAGCUAUGGAAAGGUUCAGUCCUCCCCCUCCAAGAUUUUAUGACCACAAGGACCUUGAAUUUUCUCAAUCAACCCAUUUCCACUCUGCAUCUGGGUCAGGCUUUUUUUCUUGAGGGCUUCCUCUAUGUUGACUCAGGUCUCCUAAUUGACCACACAUUUAAUCCCUCUUGUUUGGCCAUAUCAGAAAUUUUGCUAACGCAUAUUGGUUCUUAAUCUUUUUAAUGUUGUAGAUGCCAUUGGAAUUGUAAAGAAGCCUUGGAUCCCUUCUCAGAAUCGUGUGUUUAAAUGCACAAAAUAAAAUACAUAAAGAUUAAGGGAAAUUGAUCACAUUGAAGUAGCUUAUAAAAAGUUUAAGAAACAAGUUCAUGAACCCCAGGUCAAUAAACGUAGCUAGAGAGAGAGGAGCAAGUAGCAGCCAGGGAGAAUACCAGAAAAAACCAAGAAUCCAAAACAAUAUAGGUACCUUAAAUGGAAUAGGUGACCAAAAAAACCUCCAAGGGCCUUGGGCAUCUUGCAUCUGAAAAGAUUAAAUUUUGGGGGACUACAGUUGAAUUUGUCUGUGAGAAUUAUCCACCCCAUUGCCUUUCAUAAUGCGUCUUUAUUUGUCAAUUCAGCAGUUUUGAAUCCCAGGGCUGACAAAUCUAGGUCUCUGGGUCUUUUCAAUCACCCUGCAGGGCUAACCUAAUUGGAUUUCAGCCAACUGCCAGGCAGAUCAGCACUCAAGAGCCUGAGGAGAGACAAGUUACAUGGAGCUUCCUAAGAUAUAAUUUGCUGGUGCCUACUGUAUGUAAAGUGGUCUGUGUCCUUACAAAUGGGCUCUGCUCUUGUUAGCUGCAGUAGCACACUCCCUUAUCGAUUGCCCAUCAGCAAACUGCACUGCUAAUGAAAUACCCAACACUAUGCAGGAGGCAGAAAUGAGGGGGAAGACAAUAGGAUGUGUGAAUAAUCUUAAGUAUUGCUUUCUAACCAGAGCAAGGUCCACAGGGUGAUCUCCAGCCAGUCCCCAGUAAUUGCCAGACAUCCUUGGUUUGAGAAGAGGGACGAGCUUCCCCAGGAUGCAGCUACACACAAUGAAUGAGACAGGAAGUGAUUUUUCCCUAAAGCCAAGAAGUGGAGCACAGAUGGGAACUAGGUGGACUCCCUCUGAGCAGGGAAGGAGUCUGUCUCCCAAUUUCAUAGGCAUUCUAACCUCACUACAAUCUGAUUCUCUUGGCUGAGCUGGAACUGGGAGCUUGCUUGCCAGCUGUUGACCAACUGCUGUAGCAGAAUUUGUGUCCAAAGACAAAUGAGUUAAGAAUGAUUUGGGGUUCCCUUACCUCCUAGGGGGCUGCCAGGGAAACCUGAGUUCAAGUUAUGCUUCUGAUAUAUGCUGACUUGGUGGCUUUUAGCAAGUUACUUAAACUUACUGCUCCAGUCAACUUUCUUAAGUUUCCCAAGUUAUAGAGAAGGUGUUGACCUGCACUACACUACGACAAUUUCCUUACCUGAGAAUUGCCUUUAUUCACGGAAAUCACAGAUCCACUUCUAAUUAUUAUAUAUGUACUUCCAUGUACUAACACAUAUGUUGUAAAACUUAUGCAAAAAAGUAGACAUUUUAAAAGGAUGAGAUGCAAAUGAAAUAUUUAAUCUUAGAGUCAAUAGGAAGCCAUUGGAAUUUGAGAAAGAAGUGAAUCUUAACCCUAGCGUUAGGAAAACCAUUGGUAGCUAUGGAACGGAUUGAAAAAGGGAAAAACUAAGCAGGAAGAUGGAUUAGGAAACGAUUGCAAAAGUCCAAGUAAGAGGUGAUGGAGGAGUAGGGUGGUGCUGAAUUAGAGUGGAGAUGGUGGGAUGAGAGGGGAAAGCCUGUGAAGAAGAUGGAGAUGGAAAUAACUUCUGAUCAGUUGUUGGUAUACAUAGGUGAGGGAAAAUGAAGUUGAUAACAUCUAGGUUUUGAGCCUGGGUGACUGGAAAGUGGUCCCCUACUGAAGUAAGAGAUAUGGAAGAGGGGUGGUUUGGGAGCAAGAUGAAAUCUGUGAUGCAGCUUGCUUUGUAGUAUGUAAAACGAUAUUCUGCUCCACUGAAAAUGAAAGGGCUGGGUAAGAGGGUCUUCAGAAAGAGCCCAGCAGCGGAGAGUGCAGCUAUGAGGUAAUCAAAGAGACAGGAUCUGGUGGGGAAGUUUUCCUUUGCAUACUUUAGACUCAGUACCUGAAGUACUGAAGUACCUGAAAGGCCAAUGCCAGGGGGAACUAGUAAUGUAGAAGAGAGAAGUGUUGAGUGAUGGUGUGUAAUAAAGGGGGUGGUGUGGAUAUGUCCUAUGAUUGGCUAUUACUGGCAGAGCUACUCAUCUACCCACAUAGUAAUUACCAUGCAAUUUCUGAAGUCAUGCCACAAAGCCCACUUUGAAACCUUAGAACCCAGCUUUUUUAACUAGUUUGUGACCCUGCUUUAGAAGACAGAAAUCCAAAGUGGCUGCAAGGAAUAUCAUUAAGGGACUGAUGAUGCUUGAGUCCCAUCAGUACGACCAGAGUGUUAUAUGCUUUUCACCAAUGCCCACCCAAUGGAGAAAGUUUGUUAGCCUUUAAAGGGGAAGAAAGCUCUAGGAUGAGCUAGCAAGCAAACACAAUCCCUUUGUGUUUGAUCCUAUUAACAGUCUUUUGAGUUAUAUUCCAUAGCCAUUCCUGCCUUCCCUUCUCAUCCUCUACACCAAAAAAAUUCUUCCAUAAAAUCUUAAUUUAAAUUUCAUGGACAAUUACAUGUAUUCAAAAAUGUAAUAGGGCAAAUGAAAUUUUCAACACUCAAAUGUUUGCAAAUGGGAGGAUAAUAACAAAUGUCCUAUUUGUUUCCAUGUUUUUCACUAAGAUAUUGUCUUAAUUUUACAGAGCCAGGAUGUCUAGGUUUUUGUUGUUCUGCUUUCUUCACUCUGCCAUCAUUUCUUCAUCAUGUCAUCAUGUGUCUUCUCAUUUCUGUUAAUUUAUCCAGACAUGUGGGGACCUUGUAGUAUAGCAUUUCCUUUCACAGAUGCAGAUCAACUCAUUAACAAUUUAGAAUCAUAAGCUCAUUAGACCUAACCACUAUGUAUGGUGCAUGAAAAGUGAACUAGAUUCAAAUUCAAAGAAUCUGUGUUCAAUAUCUAGCUCUGAUGCCACCUGCCCAGUUUUGAGUAAGACAUUUAAUCUCUCGGUUUCAUGACUGGAUAACUUCUGAGUUCCUUUCACAUAAAAAUGUGAUCCUAUGACUUUAGGGUAUUAAAUCCUCAACCAUACAAAACACAUUCCUCAACAAUCUUGUUGGGUAUGUAGUGCUUAUCAUACCCAUAAACUCCUAAACUUAGAGCUGGAAGCCAUAGUAGAAGUCAUUUUCCAUGCAGACCUUCUUCUCAGCACUCCAACUUUGGAAGGUGGGCUGUGUAUUAACCUCCUGUUGAAAAUAUUCUGUGAGUCUUAACUAUAGCUCAGAGCCUCACCCAUGCAUUUACCUCUUAAUAGUUAACCAAUAAACACAAUUAGCUCAAAAUAGUCAUUUACUAAGAUAAUAUCUUAAUAAUAGUAAACAUUUCUGCCAUUAACCUGAGGCAAGCUUUCCCACAGCUACUUCAAAGAUAGUGGAAUCAGAAGGUACACACAGAGGACAUUAAUAGAAAAAUACAUAUAGCUGUUGCAAAUCAUGUUUCAGAUCCUUAGGAGAGGAUAUAUACUUUCUCUUCCAGAGUGGGAUAUCUCUGCUGGGCAAGUCAUUCCUUUGGGUCUUCUCCUUGAUGUUGCAGUGUCUCCUAAUGGCCAUAUAACUUAAAGAAAUCAUCCUACCAAACCUUUUCAAGAGUUGGUUUCUUCCAGUCAGCUCUUUUCUCUUCAGCCAGAGCUCACAUUUCUGUUUCUUCCUAUAUUCAACAUCCUUACCAGGUUUCCCCAGCAAAUCUGUCUUGCUGGGGAGUAUGGUCAGACCAAAGCUUUGGUCAGCUAAUGGGUGGAUUCCUUCAUUCCAUCCAAUUUGACUGAAGAACAUUUUUAUACACCAUAGAGACAAUUGUAUGAACGCUGCAUUUCAUUUAAGACCUAGGUUGCUUGAUGUCUCUGUUAGCUUGCUCCGCUCCUUCUGUAAUUUUGUCAACUGAGCUGGAGAGAGAAAUCAUUUGAUCAAAGAUGCUCUGAUCAGUUUCCCCCCACCCUCAUGAGAAUCAAGUUUACAAUGUACCAGGCACUGAAUGAAUGCUGAGGAUAGAAAGAAAAAGCAAAAACAGCCUCCUGACCUCAAGGACCUUAUUCCAAACUAUAUACAGAUGAAUAGAGGCCCAUGGAUGUCAAAUAGUUUUUCUAAAGUCAUAUAUGUAGUAAAGUAGCAAGGCUAUUUUUUAUAGGCGAGAAUCUUUUUAUAGACUUUAUAAAUGAGAAACUUGUGGAUUUGGUUUUUAGAGAGAUCCUGAACCAUUUGGCAGCAAAAUUCUUGAAUCAAGUAAACCUGACCAGGCUAGAUGAUUAGGAAAAAAACUAAUUUGUGUAUUGAUGUGAAUAAAAUAAACAACAAGAAUAAGAAAGUAGUUUAUUGGAAGCAAAAUCUUUAUAUUAACUCAGAUGGAGGUCUGAUAUCCAUGAUAUAUAGAGAAUUAUCACAAAUAUAUGAUCAAAAACCACAGUAGUGUGGACAGAGGACAUUCAAACACUAGGCUAAUAUUCCUAUUCACCUCCUCACCUCCUAACGCCUUAGUAUCAUCCUCCAUUCUCUUCAGUCUAAUAUAAGAAAAAGUAACCUUUUCCUCUCUAGCAUCUUCUGCAUGAAGCUGUGAUCCCUUUCCUUCCUAUGUUCAGCAGAUUAUCCUCUUUUUCCCAAUCUUUAAUCUUUAUAAAACUGGAUUCUUCCUUGCUGCCUACAAACAUAUCCAAGUGUUUCCCAUUUUUAACCCUCAUUAGUUCUACCAUUUCCUGAAGCUAUUCUCCAUCUUGACUUCAUUUCUCAGCCAAGCUUCCUGAAGAAACUGCUUAUAUAUGCAUUGUCCCUACUUCUUUUACUUCUCACUCAUCACACAACUGAAACUCUACUGCCUUUAAAAUUAUCAGUGUACCAAAAUUACUAAUCUCUUAAUUGCCUCUGCCCUUAACUUCCUUGAGGUUUGUGGUAUAUGACCUUAUAUACCAUUCUACAUAGCCUCUUUUCUCUAGAAACUAAAAAAAGAGAUUGUAUCCAGGCCAGAUAUACUGUUCCAGAUUAUAUAUCACAAGCAGAAAACAGGACUUCUCACCUGCUUUAAUUCUGGACAGUGUUUCUGUUAGUGUAGCUUUUAACUUAAUCAUGUUAACUUUUUUGGGUUGCAAUGUCACACUGUUGAUUAAACUUUUGUAGACCAUUAAAACUGCCAGAUCUUUCUUUCACAAAAAUUUAUCUAUCUAGAAACUAUCCUGCCCCCCAUCUCUUGCAGUCCACACACCCUUUUAUUUCCAACUUCCUAAAGAUUAAUUAUUUAAAAAAAAAAAAAAAAAGCAAACCUCUUUAAGGUUUG
Molecule: messenger RNA, 11481 nt
Organism: Sarcophilus harrisii (Tasmanian devil)
Lineage: Eukaryota; Metazoa; Chordata; Mammalia; Dasyuromorphia; Dasyuridae
Gene: FAAP100
Product: FA core complex associated protein 100
Exons: 10
Coding region: 1401-4067 (888 amino acids)
Biological process (GO): interstrand cross-link repair
Cellular component (GO): nucleoplasm; Fanconi anaemia nuclear complex
Source: RefSeq, a predicted model, not a curated record